GUGAGUCAGAGCGCAUGCGCAGUGCUUACGCUCUGGAUGCUGCUCAGUAUAGAAAAGCAGCCUGCCUGUUCGCCAAGGUAACGCUUUAAAGCAGAAGAAAUGUCUCGAAAUAGUGCAUCUGUUAUGCAAGAUGGAAUGUGUAUUGCCAGCCAAAUGACAAAAUGUGCGGACGCCGAUGCUUCUCCGCGCUCCGAUGGUUUCAUCUUUGGUCCAAAAUGCCACUUGCUUAACUGACAUACGAGGAUAGAGACAUAAAUAGUCAUUGAUAAAGGAAAAUCAAGCGAAUCUACAAAUAUGAACGGUACGUUGCUUAAAAAGCCAAGGCUGGAUUGUGUGUAUGCGGUGCUGCUGUGGCUCCAUCACGCGGUGUGGAUUUGCUGUUCAGCUACCGAAGACCAUCGUUUCAGCGUUGAGGUGUGGUUACAGAGGUAUGGCUACCUCCACCAGACUCAACCUAACAUGGCCUUCCUGCGAUCAGCCCAAACCAUGCAUUCUGCUAUUGCUGCCAUGCAGCACAAGUAUGGACUAAACAUCACAGGGACUCUAGACAAGGCGACUAUAGACUGGAUGAAGAAACCCAGAUGUGGAGUACCAGACCUGCCUGACGGCAUAUCUGGAUCCCGGAGGAAGAAGCGAUAUGCACUAACUGGACAGAAGUGGCAACGCGCACACAUCACAUACAGUAUUAAAAAUGUCACUCCGAAAGUGGGAGCACGAGAAACGCAUGAGGCCAUUCGCCGGGCGUUUGAUGUAUGGCAAGGUGUCACACCGCUACGUUUUGAGGCCGUGCCCUACAGCGCUCUGGAGAGCGGCAAACGUGACGUCGACAUCACCAUCAUCUUUGCCUCUGGUUUCCACGGCGAUAGCUCUCCUUUUGAUGGAGAAGGAGGCUUCCUGGCACACGCUUAUUUCCCAGGGCCGGGCAUAGGGGGCGACACACACUUUGACUCAGAUGAACCCUGGACGCUGGGCAACCCAAACCAUGAUGGUAAUGACUUGUUCCUUGUGGCGGUCCAUGAGCUUGGUCAUGCUUUGGGACUUGAGCAUUCUAAUGACCCUACGGCUAUAAUGGCUCCAUUCUAUCAGUAUAUGGACACUGAGAGCUUCAAACUUCCUCAUGAUGAUCUACAGGGCAUCCAGAAAAUAUACGGUCCUCCAGACAAAAGUCCUCAGCCUACAAGACUGCUCACAACCGCUACGCCUCCUCGCUUGCACCUACCAACUGACCCUCGAAAGCAUGACCGACAGGGUCGCCCUCAUCGCCCUCCGCAGAAGUCAAAACCAGCCCAUCCCAACUCCAAACCCAACAUCUGUGACGGAGGUUUCAACACUUUGGCAAUCCUUCGACAGGAGCUGUUCGUCUUCAAGGAUCAGUGGUUCUGGAGGGUGCGAGAUAAUUCUGUGGUGCCUGGAUACCCGAUGCAAAUUAGCUACUUCUGGAGAGGUCUGCCUCCCAAGAUCGAUGCUGUCUACGAAAACAGCGAGGGGAAGUUUGUCUUCUUCAAAGGCAACCGGUUCUGGGUGUUUAAGGAUACAACCCUGCAGCCCACAUAUCCUCAGGACAUUUCUCUUUUUGGCAAUGGAAUGCCCACGCAGAGCAUUGAAACAGCUGUUUGGUGGGAAGAUGUGGCCAAAACCUCUGAUUGGAUUCCCGGAUACUUCUUCAAAGGGGACAGAUACUGGAGGUACAAUGAGGAUAUGAGAACCAUGGACCCCGGAUAUCCAAAACCUAUUACUGUGUGGAAAGGCAUCCCAGACUCUCCACAGGGAGCUUUUGUGGACAAAGAAAAUGGAUUCACAUACUUCUACAAGGGGAAGGAGUAUUGGAAGUUCAACAAUCAGCGGCUGAGAGUGGAGCCAGGCUACCCAAGGUCUAUCCUGCGUGAUUUUAUGGGCUGCGACGGCUUACCCACCGACCCUGACUGGGAUUGGAUCCCCCCACAGGAAGAGGAACCUCCACAAUAUGACAAUGAUGACGUUGAUAUCGUACUCAAGCUAGAGAGCAGCGGUGGAGCAGAGAAAGCGGUGGCUAUCGCCAUCCCCUGUGUCCUGGCUCUGUGCAUGAUGGUGCUGCUUUACACCGUGUUCCGCUUCAAGAGGAAGGAUACACAGCGGCACAUACUGUACUGCAAGCGAUCCAUGCAGGAGUGGGUCUGAGAUUUAAAGCUCCCACUCCUUCUGCUAAAACUAUUUCCAUCUUUAAAAUCCCGUUGAAGGUCAAAAAAUUGGCUUAUCUUGAGACACUGACUUUGUGUCAGUAUUUGUGGGCAGAAACGAAGAACGACAUAAAUGAACAGCAUGCCAACUUCCUGUUCCCACUGUCAGCUUUUGAAGAUGUAUGGUUUUGGAACUCUGUGUGGCUUUGGGCGGCCAUUUUGGUUCCCAGAGUCAUAUGCAGGAGUAAACUGUUACUCUGCAAACCAUAAUUAUCAACUUUUCAAUUGAUUUGAGAAUUAUUUAUCAUUGGACUGCUGAUCUUAAUACUCCAUAAGGUUUGAACUCAACUGUGUCACUCCGAAAUACUUGCUUGUGUUGAAAAACUGUAACCCAAACCAAAUAUGCCCUUAGUGUCCAAAGAGGAUUGCUUCAUUCUCAUGGGAUAUUCUGAGAUGACUGGCUUAUCGAUCAUUAUUUGAGUUCCAUUUGGCUGCAUUCAUCUGCAGAAUAUAUGGGAUCUGUCUGCUUGGAAAUCAGAAGGACCUUGACAUAUAACAUUGGGGCUACAUGCAAUAUUUCGUCGAAUGCCUUAAUCACAUAUUGAGUUUAUUUUUCUGUGUGUUAUUGUACAUGUGCCUGUGUGAAUGUGACCCCUUUCCAUUACUUCCUUUGCUUAACACUUUUUUUUGGCACACUACUGACUGAUGGAAACUUGCAGUAAGAUUUAAAGUGCCACUGACUGUUUAAAAGUUUAAUUUAAAAUGUGUGUAUGGUUGCUUUCAACGUUCUGUACUGCUGUGUCUUUUAAAGACUCCAAAGCUGCAGUAUAGAAAAUUAGACUUUUGGUUAAGUGCUUCCAAUCAAAUCAUAGGUAAUUUAUUAAACGAUAGAUUGCCAUUAAGCAGAAAUGUCUAAUGAAACUUCAGUAAGAAUCAAUAAAUUAUCAACCAUAAAAAUAACAUGAAAAUGUUAAAGGUAUAUAAAAAACACUGAUAUUGGAAGUUUGCAAUGCAAUAUGUAGACUAGAUUUGCAUUUCCAGAACAAAAUGCUUGUGCUUUCAAGGAAGCAAGAGAACUGUGGUAAAAUUUUGGGUAAAUUUAGCUUUUGAGCUUUGAUUUGGUGUAUGAAGCUACAUUAUCAGCGCCAUCAUGCAUCUUCUUUUGACAGUGUUGGAGAACCAACCCAUAAAAUAAGAUUGUCUUUGAGGUGUAAAGCCAUUUUUGACAUGAAAGCUUAGCGUAUGUGUACAGCUGAACCAUAUUCCAUUCAUUAAUGUGCGUAAAUACAAGUGAUUGACACAUGCACACUAGUAAGUUUCACUAGUGAGUUUCUAAACAUGAUGAAUGAGCAUCAAAUACCACUCCGAAGCGCACAUGCUCUCAAUUGGCCAAGACUGCAAGUGUGGGUAUUGGGAGAGACCCAAGGUUAGAAAAAUCUGACUGCAUGCAUACAGUAUGCGCAUACUAUGCUGAUGAAAUUUAUGACGUGUGCACUGUACACAUACCCUAGUGUAUAUAUAAAAACGAAAGUAUAUGUUAAGCUUAAUAAUUUAGCCAUAUUUAAUUUGACACAAAUCAAAAAGAUGCAGUGGGGCAUAAAAAUACAGUCUGUUCAGUGGGUUGUACCUGACUAUCAAUCAUUCAACUGUCAAAACAGAGAAAAUAUUCCAAAACAUAUUCAAAACAAUUAAAAUUAAAUAAAUAAAUACAUUGACAAAAAAUUUGGUUCUGAGUUUAAAUUAUUUUAUAUCACUGGUAAACCAAGUACACCAAGUACAAUAUGUUCCUUGACCCUGGAAAAAAUAAAAAAUGUUCCAAUCAACCAAUCAGAAUUGAGGGAUAAGUUUCAGGAACUGUCAGUUUUAGGCUUACACCCAGGGUUAGGUGCUUGUACACCCUUGUUAUUCAGCUUUCAUUUGCCUCUAAUUUUAGGAAUAAAUUAUGGUUAGGGUUAGGUUUAAGGGAAGUGAUGGGGUUAGGUCUAUGUUUUUGGACAGUAAUGUUGAUCCAGGAUCAACAAAAGAUGUUGAUCCAGGCACAUGUCUUACUUGGCGACACAUUUUCUCUAUAGUUGAUAACUGAGAUGCAAGAUGGCACCAGUUGUGUUUGUAUGAAAUGAGAAUGGGUGUCCGCAGUGUGAUACGAGAGACAUGAAAGUAGUGCCAUUUUCAGUUACCAUGAUGAUUGGUCUGAUAUACAGCAUUGCCGUAAAUGGUGAAUAUAAGGAAAUAUAGGAUGCUUAAUGCCAUGAUUUAACAGUCAGAAAAGAAGAACAAAAAGAGACGUUUUAUCAUAGUGCCGCCUUGCAAACACCCAGUGUUUACCUGAUAAAGUCCAAUAUUGAGGGUCAUAAAAAUAUAAAACAAUAGCAUUUGUUGCACAGCUAAAGGGAACUAUAUUGAGCUAUAUUGCAUACUGCAAUCAGAGAAAUAGCUUUACUGCUUAUUUCUGUUGAAAAAAUGCUUUCCAUGUAAAAAAUUUUGUUAGCAUCACUAAACAAAUCAAAUGUUUCCAUCUAGUGUUUCUUGGAAGUGGAGUGAUGUAUAUUGUCAUAUGCCUUGUUUUAUCUUUCGUUUUAUGAACUGAUCUAUGAUGGACUAUGGUGUUUCUCGCCAUGCCAUCAGCAUCAGCCUUCCAGUUGCACAAUCAUGAGAUGUGCACAUGAAUUUCCAUGCGUGAACUGUUGUUUUCAUUAUUAACAGAAGAUUAUUUCAAGAAUAUGCCCCAUUCUACCUUUGAGUAUUGGAUGUGUAUCUGAACAUGCUGUAUAUAUAUCUCAUGUAGUGUCUUUAUUACAGAUAUGAGAGGCAAAUUAUGGAGUACAUCAAUAAUAAGAUAAUAUCAGAUGUGGCGUGUGAAUAUACUUGUGAACUCUAAUGGAGAAGUUAACAAAAUGUACCAGGCAACCAUAAGACAUUAACAUGUAAUUUAUCACUGGGAUUCAUGAAAGGUUGUUUGGAUGAUAUAAUAAAACAGUUAUAUAUUAAAUAAUUUUGCUGACUCAUUCAAA
Molecule: messenger RNA, 5167 nt
Organism: Cyprinus carpio (common carp)
Lineage: Eukaryota; Metazoa; Chordata; Actinopteri; Cypriniformes; Cyprinidae
Product: matrix metalloproteinase-16-like
Biological process (GO): proteolysis; skeletal system development; extracellular matrix organization
Cellular component (GO): extracellular matrix
Molecular function (GO): zinc ion binding; metalloendopeptidase activity
Source: RefSeq, a predicted model, not a curated record